Messenger RNA from Meyerozyma guilliermondii ATCC 6260, 669 nucleotides. RefSeq names its product Eaf7p (gene EAF7). The transcript has a single exon. Gene Ontology annotation, biological process: regulation of transcription by RNA polymerase II. The record is from RefSeq and is a predicted model, not a curated record. Bases 1 to 669 code for a protein of 222 amino acids. Gene Ontology annotation, cellular component: NuA4 histone acetyltransferase complex; nucleus. NCBI's taxonomy places the organism in Eukaryota, Fungi, Ascomycota, Pichiomycetes, Serinales, Debaryomycetaceae.
AUGUCAAACAGUGUGGAAUGGACCGUGGACGACGAAAUAUCGCUCUUCGGUCUCAUUUGUGAGCGCAAGCCGGCGGGAAAAGACAAAGACCAGCACAUGGACUGGAUCGUGAAGCGGCUCAACGAGAAACUGAAAAAAGUGUUUCUGGCCGCGGACGUGUGGGAAAAAUUGCUGAGUUACUACGACUUGGAGAAGGUUGACGAGUUAGAGGAGCGAGAGGAGAGUGGAGACAGUGACGAGGAAGCGGAUCGAGGCAAAAAUCGGGAAAAAUCCGCGAAAUUGAACGACAAAAAUGGCGAUAAAGCUGAGAAAGGUAGUGAAAAGUCUACUUUAGCUUCAAAGAAACGAACCAAAUCCGGUAAGGAAUCGGACCUAGACAACGACGACGACGAAGACGACGAUUCUGCUGACGACUCACAUUCAGAAACUAAAAGAGUGACGAGAUCUCGUCGACAAUCAGUACCACCCAAAAAGCGAGCUCGUUCUGUAGCCGCUAAAGACUCUGAACCUCCCUCAAAACGACGUAAUACUAAAACCGCCAGUCCCACUCCUCCAGGAAAUACACCAGCUUCCAAACGCAGGACUCGUUCUGAAGCGGCACAAGAAGAAGACGAUGAAGAAGAGAAACAGACUCGCACUCGAGUCCGGCGAAGUACCCGAAAAAAGUAG